CCUCACCUGGGCAGGGCAGAGGGGCAGGAUCCGCCCCCCACCUGCUGGCCACAUUCUGGCCAACACCCCUGUGAUGUCUCACCCAAAGGGGAAGGAAGAACCUGAGAUCACAGAUGUGUAGGAAGAAUUUAAUAUCUUUAUUAAUGACAAGGAUGAAGGGAUGGAAGGCAUCCUCAGCAGGUUGGCAGGUGACACCAAGCUGAGUGGGGCAGGUCUCCCCCUGAGGCACCUGGACAGGCUCAAGUGGUGGCACAUGGGAACCUCAUGAGGUUUGACAAGAGCAAGUGCAGAUGCUGUGCCUGGGGCGACCUUUGGAUUCAAUCCAGGCUUAGAAUGAGCAGAUGGAGGAGCCCUGGGAGAAGGACUUGGGAGUGCUGGUGGAUGGGGGGGCUGGACAUGACCCAGCCCAGAGCCCCCCUGUCCAGGGCUCAUCCCAUAGCAUGGGCAGCACGGAUUCUCUUGGAUUGUGUUGUGUGAAGGAGAUCAGGCGUGCAGACCGCCUUCCAUCCAGACAGCAGCAACUGUAUUUUCCCCUAUAAUUUCAUAGUGUUAUCUUUUUACCCUCAGCCAUCCUCCCACAAAAUACUUCAAGAAAUUACAGGGGAAAAAAUGGAAACUUUCAUUUCUUGAGGUAUUUAAUCAAAGUCAGAUGCCUUUGUGAAAUGGAUGUAAAAGGUGACUGUAGGUGAACUAGCAGAGCACUGCUGUUUUACAGCAAGGAUCACAACAUUUAAAAUGUUCUUUCAGGGUGAGAAGGGCAUGACAGGCUGAGAGAGUUAUGGCUGGUCAGCCAUAGAGAACAGGGAGACUUUGUUGCCCCUUCCAGUACUUAAGGGGUCUUAGAAAAAUGCUGGAGGGAUACUUUGAGCAAGAGCAUGUAGUGAUAGGACACAAGAAAAAUGGCCUGGAUCCCCAAAGUGUUCAAGGCCAGGCUGGACAUUGGGGCUGGGAGCAGCCUAGGACAGUGGAAGGUGUUCCUGCCCAUGACAGGGAUGGCACUGGAUGGUCAUUAAAGUCCCUUCCACUCAGAGCAUUCCAUGUCUCUAUGACUUUGCUGCCCCUCCCUGCCAUGCCCAGGACACAGAACCGGCUCCUCUGUGACAGCAGCCCUGGCUGGGGGCACUGUGAGCACCACGAAGGCUGUGGGUGCUGUGGUGGUGGCUGCACUGCAGGUGACACCUCGGUUCUGCCUCUGCCACCUGCGCUGGCACCGAUGGCUUUGCUGUGGCUGCUCGUGCUGCUGGCCCUGGCCUGGCCCGUGGGGGCCACCUGGGACACCUGCAGGUCAGUGGUCUCACUUAGGGGGUUCCCUGUAGGGGAACCCACAUGUUCCCCUCACCACAGUGUUCCAGCCUCAGUCCCUGGCCAGUACCCAGAUACUGACACCACCUGUCUAUGGGGCUGCAGCAGUUCAGGGGGACAGAUGCACCCCUCGGGGGUCCCAGGUCCUUCUGCCACUCAGCACCGGGCAGGAAGGUGGGACGAGGGACCUGGAGCCUGAGCAGCAGCAGCCACUGAGCAGGGCAGUGAUGGCUUUGUGUUACAGAAGAACCUGUGGGCUCCAGCCCAUGGCUUCUGACCACAGCUCCGUGGCUUCUGCCGAGGACAUGUCCCAUGCUGUGGGUGGCACCAGUGCCCAGUCAGGGGCCUGGCCCGGCAUUGUCAGCAUCCAGGCCACGUGGGAGAACGGCACGUGGCACAUGUGCACGGGUGUCCUCCUCAGCCCCCAGUGGGUCCUCACGGUCGCACACUGCUUCGCCAGGGCUGGGGCCGUCUCCACCUGGGAGGUUGUGAUUGGGGCCACAGAUCUGACUCAGCUGGGCCCCGAGGCCGCGGUCAGACACAUCCAGAGGCUCCUGGUGCACCAGCACUACGUGCCUGCCACAGCCAGGAACGACAUCGCCCUGCUGGAGCUGGACCAGCCCGUGGAGUGCAGCGACUACAUCCAGCUGGGCUGUGUGCCCGAUGCCUCGCUCAGGGUCUCAGAGCUGAAAUCCUGCUACAUCGCCGGCUGGGGGGACAGCGGGAGUCCCCUCGUCUGCAAGGACAACACAGCUGACUACUUCUGGCUCGUGGGCAUGAACAGCUGGGGAAGAGGCUGUGACAGAGCCAGGCACCCCGGGAUCUACACCUCCACUCAACACUUCUACAACUGGAUCCUGCUCCAGACGGGCCUGAGCUCAGCAGAAAGAGCUGGUCCAGCACCAGAGUCAGACAUCACCUCAGUCCCUGAGCAGCGCGUGAAGCCAGAGGAGCCAGAGGAAGACAUCAACUUGACCCCUGAGUACAGCCAGAGACCAGCGGUGACAUCCUCAGGCACAUCACUGCCUGUGGCAUUCCCACACCAGAUCCUGGUGCAAUUCUGGAAUCUGCUGCAGGAGUUCCUGCAGUUUCUGAACGACAAAAAAGCUUGAGCAGCAGGGGGAUGAGCAGGAUCCAAGGCUACAGUGGACCACGGCAUUUCCUACUGAGCCAAAGGUAGCCUUGGAGCCAGAGGCUUCUCUGUCCUGCCCAUGCUGCUCUGCUGCAGCCACAGCAAUGCUGCCGUGACUGAGGUGUUGAAGUAAAGUUUCUGUGUUCACCAUUAA
This is a messenger RNA of Sturnus vulgaris (Common starling), 2588 nucleotides long. Lineage: Eukaryota; Metazoa; Chordata; Aves; Passeriformes; Sturnidae. The record is from RefSeq and is a predicted model, not a curated record.